Plasmopara halstedii is the source of this 234-nucleotide messenger RNA. RefSeq lists its product as uncharacterized. Lineage: Eukaryota; Oomycota; Peronosporomycetes; Peronosporales; Peronosporaceae. Bases 1 to 234 code for a protein of 77 amino acids. The record is from RefSeq and is a predicted model, not a curated record. The transcript has 2 exons.
AUGCAACAUUUGACUAUUUGCAGUCAACGCGCAAUCGAGAAUGAUCUUCACUCUUGGCAUACCGAAGAGAAUGCAAACACAUCCUGCCUGGACGCCGUUGAAGUCGAAGCCGCAACUUUAUCAUCGAUCUAUAGUUUCUGUAACAGCGAUUCGUUUCUUAAUGACAAAAGAGGCAGAGUUGUCCGUUGCAGCAUACUCCCACAAGUUAAUGCUCUCGAGCGAGUUGCACGCUAA